Molecule: messenger RNA, 2090 nt
Organism: Opisthorchis viverrini
Lineage: Eukaryota; Metazoa; Platyhelminthes; Trematoda; Opisthorchiida; Opisthorchiidae
Exons: 7
Coding region: 105-2090 (661 amino acids)
Biological process (GO): cell adhesion mediated by integrin; cell migration; cell-matrix adhesion
Cellular component (GO): focal adhesion; cell surface; integrin complex
Molecular function (GO): integrin binding
Source: RefSeq, a predicted model, not a curated record
GGCUGCCUGUGGACAAUCGCCAAUUCUGGUUCUUCUGACUUAGUCCAGAGGUCGUCCGACUAUACGUUUACUGCAACGUCGUCCCGUGAUUAUAUGACACCUCGAUGCAGCCGUUGACUUUGUUCGCAUUACUGGUGUAUUUUAUUUCAACUCCAAGAGUCCUGUGUCAGUAUCUCGGAAAUGAGGCCAAUUGCUUCCGGGUAAAGGAUUGUGGGGAAUGUAUGGGCGCAGACCCACGUUGUUCGUGGUGCUUUGAUGAAGCAUAUGACGAUACGAAAGAAGGCCCUGGUUAUCGAUGUGCACCCAUGGCAACCCUUCUUGAACGCGGGUGUCAUGCAUCGAAAAUCGAAAGCGUGAACUCCUCAGUGUUGCCAAGUUCAGCGCCGAGUCCUUCUCAAACGUCUUCCGGUGACAUCCAGCUCACACCACGUACCAAUUCUGUAAAGAUACGGCCAAACGACCCACUGGUCGUCAACUUUACCUUCCAAUCGAUUUCGGACUACCCAGUGGAUUUGUAUUUUCUCACUGAUCUCAGUUACACAAUGAGCGAUGACUUGGAGACUGUGUCUAAACUGACUAACGACAUUGUGAAAACCAUGCAGAGCGUGACAAAAAAACUCAAAAUGGGAUUUGGUGCAUUUGUUGAUAAGCCAGUUUUUCCCUUCGUUGUACCCACACCCGAGUAUUUGCGAAACCCCUGUCUGAACGUUGGAACCAAGGGUUUACAAUGCGAUCCACCUUUUCUGUUCAAACAUAUUCUGGGACUGACAGAUGACUAUGAAAAAUUCAGAGGUGAAACGAAAGUCACACGGCCAUCCGGGAACUUGGAUAGCCCUGAAGGUGGUCUAGAUGCCUUGUUGCAAGUAGCUCGCUGUGGGGACUUGAUUGGGUGGCGUUCGAGCGCCCGAAAGAUUGUACUGUUUGCGUCUGAUGGUGGAUUUCAUCUUGCUGGAGAUGGUCGUAUUGCUGGGUUGAUUCGUCCUCCGCCAACUACUUGUCAAGUGAAGUAUCAAGCGGACCGUUUCAAUCCGAGUCUGCUCUACUACGGUUGGCACACAGCUGAUCAGACAGAUUAUCCCAGCGUGGGAGAAGUCCUCACGGAAAAGGACAUCAGUGUGAUAUUUGCCGUGGACCAAAAGGUGAACUCGCUAUACACCAAAUUGGCCGAGUUUCUACCCAGUGCUGCCGUGGGCAUACUGACCAACAGCUCGACCAAUAUCGUUCGGUUACUGCGUGAUAAUUACGACAAAAUUGCUAACAAGGCAGAACUAAUGACCACUUAUGACGCAGAGUAUCUUGAUGUUCAAGUCUUUACCAGAUGUCACAACGAGAAAGAGUUUAGCAAGAAGACUGUCUGCGGUGAUCAUCCUGUGGGAGGACGCAUCGAAUACCAAGUUGCUGUGAAACCAAAACGAUGUUUUCCGGGGAAGAAACUAGUGAACUUGAAGAUGGUCGCGCUGGACGAUCAAGCCGUCCUUGAAGUGGAAUCUGCUUGCAGCUGUCCAACUUGUGACCAAAUGCCUAAACCGAGCUACGCAACUCAAGUGUCACCGCGAUGUCAAUCACACGGCUAUUUGCAUUGUGGCUCGUGUCAAUGCAUGGAUGGAUAUUUUGGUGACUUUUGUGAAUGUUCUACUGCAACCAGUGCCGGUGGUGAUGAAGCUAUGAUGAGACAAUGUACUAAACCAGGAGACAAAGAGAAAGCAGAACAAGCUGCUCUUGCUCUGACGCUCGACUCGCUUGGCAUUGAUAUCUGCUGUGCCUCAGAAACAAGAAUUCAAGUGAUUGAGCUAAUCGCCCCAUCAGUCUCUACUCGCUUCCGGCUACGCACCUCUGGUGAUCCAGAGGCUGCUGCAGCGGGAUGUGCAGGGGUUGGUAUCGUCCUAAGUCACCGGGGGAUACCUGGAUACCUGUUGGUACUCGCCCCUGUGGUUCGUUCGGCAACGUCUGUGAAGGAGUCUCACAAGCGGCAAGUUGAUAGAUGUCUGUUUAUUGUGUCUGCCUACGCCCCAAGCGACUGUAGAUCCGACGCCGUCAAAGACAGGUUUUACGACGCCAUGAAUGCCCUGCUGCAACGAGCUAAAAGCUAA